Molecule: messenger RNA, 3387 nt
Organism: Maniola jurtina (meadow brown)
Lineage: Eukaryota; Metazoa; Arthropoda; Insecta; Lepidoptera; Nymphalidae
Product: probable G-protein coupled receptor CG31760
Exons: 19
Coding region: 330-2426 (698 amino acids)
Biological process (GO): G protein-coupled receptor signaling pathway
Cellular component (GO): membrane
Molecular function (GO): G protein-coupled receptor activity
Source: RefSeq, a predicted model, not a curated record
UCAGUUGACUGAAAGCUGUGGGGAGCUAUAUUCGCCGCGCAACCUUCUAAACGGUUUGAUAUUGAAUGAUUAAGUAACCACUUUACGGUACGAUCUAAUCUUACAUGCGAGUGUUGAAACGAUUUAAGAUAAACUCAGUGAAAUGUCUAUAUGUUUGUUUUGAAAAAAAUAUCGUGUUUGUGUAUGAACAUUUUGACUGAAGGACAUCCUGAAAUCAUUCAUGAUAAGAACCACAAAAGCGUGAAGCUCGUGAUAAUACGUUGCGCUGCGGUCCAAGAAUGAUUUGAAUAUUUUCGAAGAGCGCGUAAUCGCGCGAAUGGUUGCCGGAGAUGAGAGCGCCGCGGCGCAUGACAAGUGCGCUGCUGCUGCCAUUUGCAUUGCUGUCACUUCCACAUGCACAUGCAGCCAACGUCACAACGUACAGAGAAAAACUGGAGUCGUCACUCCGGCUCGUCCACGCAGUCGCCACAGGCGCGACCGGAGCGCUCUGUGUCACGCAUCGCUACGGUCGUCUGCGAGCGCCCAUGCACACAGCGCGGUGGAACGCGGCAAGGGCCCGGGCAGAUCUCGCCGCUAACAUCCUGCAUCAAGUGGGCCUGGAGACCGCUGAAGUCCUCAUGGCAGUAUCCCAAGGCUUGGUGAUGGGUUCGAGCACAUCAGAACGCGCCGUUGGAGCUAGAGCGAUAGCCCUCAGAACAGAUGGGUUGGUCAAUAGCGCGGUGGCGUGGGAAAGGUUUGGAGCUGCUGAACCAGUGGCUGUUGUUUCUCCGCAGUUAGAAAAGCCACCAGAUAUUGAAUAUCCAUGGUACGUAUCAGCCCAAGAAAGUGAAACGGUAAGAUCGCCGAAGUUCAUGCCCUCACCACCUGGGGCGACUAUGGAGGGAUGGUGGACGUACCCUUACUACAGUUGCGAGGCGGAACGUUGGCUGCUAUCUUAUACGGUCCCCGUGCCAACCAUCCGCGGAUUAAAAGGUGUUAUUUCCCUAGACGUUGAUAUAUCGAAUCUGGAGAUAAAUCAGUGCGAAAUGGACGGCGAAGAGGGGAACGACAAUCAAAUUUAUUCAUUCCAUGGAACUCACAAGUGCCCUAACGACACAACUUUCUGUGACUACAAACCAAAUCGUGAGAUAAGCGUCCGUCACGCUGGCUGGGCGCGUGGAUCCUACAUCUGCCGGUGUCGACCAGGAUUCUACUCCAUUCACCAUCCCGAAGGAUUUAACGGAUCACUUGUUGAAGUUGCAUACCAAGAAUAUGCGGAAAACGGCUUAGAAAAUUGGAGCGAGCCAUACGAAUGUCUGAUGUGUCAGCCUGGAUGCGAGACUUGUCGGGGCCCGGAGCCUUGUCUAGCUACAUACAACUGGCCUUUUCGGAUAUCUCUAUUGGUGAUUUCUGUGACCUGCGCGGUGAUGACGGUACUGCUCACGAUUUACACGCGCCACCACCGUCGAGUCAAAGUGUUUCGCGUCGCUAGCCCCGUCUUUCUGUCCAUCACUCUACUUGGCUGCGCUAUUAUGUAUAUGGAGAUGGCAGCUAUAUUUCCCGUAUUGGACCGUUAUUCUUGCAUCGCCACGAAAUGGACUCGACACAUGGGUUUCUGUAUUACCUACACUGCUCUUCUUAUGAAAACAUGGAGGGUUUCACUCACAUAUCGCGUCAAGUCAGCCCACAAGCUAAAGCUGACAGACAAGCAGUUACUGCAGUGGAUGGCGCCUAUCCUCCUUAUCAUGCUGGUCUAUCUCGGCACUUGGACAUUGUCCGCGCCGCCUGAUGCUGAAGUCAUUACAGACAACAAAGGACUGAAGUUCAAACAGUGCACGUACAACUGGUGGGACCAUAGUUUAGCUAUAGGAGAGAUCCUGUUCUUGUUAUGGGGCGUGAGAGUGUGCUACCGAGUGCGGCACGCCGAAAGCCUCUACAACGAAGCGCGGCUAAUCUCCAUCGCGAUAUACAACAUAUUUACCGUCAAUUCACUUAUGAUUGCUUUCCACUUACUAAUCCUGCCACGAGCUGGCCCUGAUAUAAAAUAUCUACUCGGCUUCAUCAGAACACAGUUGUCCACUUCAACUACAGUAUUGCUUGUGUUUCUGCCAAAAGUUUUGCGCGUGGUGCGCGGUACAGGCGAUACGUGGGACAGCAGGGCGCGUGCGCGCGGCGUUCCCGCGUCCUCUUCUCUAAAUGGAAUCGGUCUAGUGCCCGACGAGCCGCCUGACCUCUACCAGGAGAAUGAGGAGCUUAAGGAGGAAGUGCAGAAGCUAGCAGCACAGAUAGAGUUCAUGAAGAUAGUGCAGAUGGAGAUGCACAACCGGCACCUGCGACCGCGACCCGGUGGCUACUUCACCACCAGCGGCAACGCGCUCGCGAGUCCCAUGCACGCAAAGACUCUUAACAUUUCACAAGAAAGCACAGAGUGGUCAGGGCCCGUGUGACGGGUGGCUCUCAGCGAUAGCGGCUGGCAGUGGCCGGGGCCGGCGGGCAAGCGCAUCGUCACCGCCGUCGACGCGCGCUCGCCCUCCUUCGUGUGACAAGCCGCUCCAGUGUAUUUACCAUUAGUUACCUUCAUUAUACAGUAUAACACUGGUUUUCCACCAGGAAUCUGUGGAGAUGUGUGUCAUAUAGUUGCGAAUUUACAACCAACCAAAAUAUACCAUUUGAAAACUCCGGUAACGUCAAGAGCAGCACAGAAUCCAUACUAUUAUAAUAUUAUAAAUGCGAAAGUUUGGCUGUCUGCUUGUCUGCUUUCUUUUUACGGACCAAACAUUUAACCGAUUUAUAGCCUAGAUCCCGAUGAUGGUCAUAAUUUACAAGUUCCUAUGGAAUUCAUAAAAACUUAAUCCAGUGGACGAAGUAGCAAGCAUCAUCUAUUUACAGAUAGUAUAGAGUACAAGCUUCAUAUUAUGAAGACUACUUUUCAUCCCGAAAAAUCAAAGAGUUCCUAUGGGAUUUAAAAAAAAAUUGCUAAUUUACUGUAAAAGGACACAAAAACUUGAUGCAAUCGGUUAUAUUUAAUAGUAGCUAGAUAAAAAGCAGUAAGUACUAAAUAAACCAAAAACUUUCCUAAAAAAGAGUAUGCCAGAAAACGCUCUUGAUCGUCCCUUCAUUCAGCUUCACCUACCCACGUUCCUGGUGGAAAGACAGUUUAAUGGAGAAAGAGGAAACGGGCUGUCAAAUUUAACAUGUCUGAAGAAGAACAAUCGCCUUCUUUUUAAACAAAGAAAUGCGUAAUACAAGAGGUUUUUCUUUUCAUUCAAUUUAACUUUUAGUGAGUGUUCACUCCUAACUUAAUGUCAGGCGCCGACAGGUGACCCGGUUCACUACUGAGUCCCACUCAGUGUGAAUGUGAAUUCAGACUGCAUUUUUCUCUCCAUGCUGAAAAUACGCUGUAGCUAC